ACACUUUAUUCUCAACAAUUCAAAUUUAAUUAGAUUUCAAUGUGAGUAUCCAAUAUCAAAUUAAAAAAAAAAGAAAACUCAAGUUCAAAGCCAAAUUUGACAUGAUAUUAGAAUAAGUCUAAUUGAUGUAUUUUCGAACCAAUUGAGGGGUUGAAAAUAUCCCAUAUGAAAAAGUUCCACAUCAGUGCGAGAUGAAAUCUCUCGACUUGUUAUAAAAGCUUCCUAUGAGCUAGUUCUGGAGCGUGAGAUAUUACUAUCCAAAAAAAAAAAAAAAACCAAUAUGACAUUUAGUUGGAAAUCGAGUCAGCAGAAGUGCCUUAUGUAGGUGUGAAAGAGGGAGCGAGCACUCACUGCGGAUGUCAUGCUUAGACAUUAUGUACAACCAAAACUCAGCCGACCACAAAGGUUUUGGGACUCCUAUGAGUCCUCGAAUCUCAUUUUCAAAUGAUUUUGUCGAUUCAUCAUCUAAUACUCAACUUCAUCAAAUGAUGAGAACCUAUAGGGAUGCCCCUGUUUCCUCUGACUUUGAAUUCAAUGUCACUAAUUAUUCCAUGAUCACUGCUGACCAACUCUUUUCCAAAGGUAAAUUGUUGCCUUUCAAAGAUACUUCCUCUCAAAAAACUACUCUCAGAGAUGAACUUCUUCAUGAAGAUAAAGAUGAUGAUGUCUUUUCCUCUAGGCCCCCUAAAAGUUCUACUAGGUGGAAAGGACUUUUAGGUCUUAAGAAAUCUCACAUUGGCUCCAAAAAAAAUGAUAACAACAAUCAACCCUCGUCAGGAAAGAGGUCAAACGUAGUUCAUGAAGAUAUGGUUCAUCGAACCAAGAAUUCACAGGAACCAUAUAAAGGGGCUGGUGGAGGAUCUAGUAGUAGAGAUGUGGAGUUUCGUUUUAAUUAACAUUGUAUCAAGAGGCAUUAUCAGAUACUUGCUUCUAAUUUUAGUUAUUAAUGUGUUUAGUCUACAAGUAAUUGGGAACUUUUUUGUUGUAUUUUGCCAUGAGAGAUUGUUGAUGUUUUUUCAAUAGAUAGUAUUCUGUUCAACAUAUUCAUGUUAUGUCUUUUUUUUUUUUUUGCAUUAAUUCAUCUAAGAGCUUCAGCAUUGCCCA
Molecule: messenger RNA, 1104 nt
Organism: Solanum pennellii
Lineage: Eukaryota; Viridiplantae; Streptophyta; Magnoliopsida; Solanales; Solanaceae
Exons: 2
Coding region: 357-896 (179 amino acids)
Source: RefSeq, a predicted model, not a curated record